Molecule: messenger RNA, 1527 nt
Organism: Penicillium salamii
Lineage: Eukaryota; Fungi; Ascomycota; Eurotiomycetes; Eurotiales; Aspergillaceae
Source: the annotation of a GenBank genome assembly
AUGAUGGCUGACCGCAAUGCAUACUUGAGGUACAAGCGUGACCAAAGACAUCUUGUCUAUUGGAUCGUCAAUACCUCAGCUGGAAUCAUUCACAAAUCGCCGUCUGAAGCUUCUACAGCCAUCAACACCACUGGAGUAGUGUCCUUGGCCACCCUCCAGUCCCUCUCCGCUCUGAUUGCAAAGCAUCUAAGUCCAAUCCCGACAACGAUCUUUCGACUUUUUGAAUCGAUCAUUGAUGCCAGGAAGGAAACGCAUGAUUUCUCUCUGAAGAUUACCGCAGCGGCCAAAGAUCCCGAAGUCCAAAAAAGCAAUGACUCCCACAAGCACUGGAUCAAUGGCCUCACCGAGGCAUUUCAUGCCCUGGGAGGGAACAUAUGGAAAGCAGAAAAGAGUUCCCGCAGCGAUGUGCUUGACGAAGACGAAGAUGAGGUUAUCUUUGCGAACAAAUUCUCGACGCUCAGCCUGGACAGCGAGACAGCAGCCGAGGGCGAAGAAGACAUUGUAGUUGAAGGAAACGAAGGAGGAGACACCAAUACUGCUUCGCCAGCCAGAUUCAGUAUUCCGGCAAAGAAAACAAAUCGAAAGCCCCAGAAGAACAAAAAGACAGGCAAGAAAGCUAAGAAGCCAAAGGGCCAGAGGAAGACGGCAGAUGGUGCCGAUUCCCAUAAGCUACAAGAUGUGCCUCUGGAGAGCUAUCGCAUCAUCGAGGAUGACAGCGGUACUGUCACUGACUAUUUGAUGGCUGUCUACUCGCUGGUUCAACAAAUGAUGGAGCUGCGUCAUCAUCUCCAAGGUGUCUGGCGUCAGGUGGCGUAUGACGGUCUGAACAGCGCCGUUGCAGCUAAUGUGUCCAAUGUCGCCAUUGAGAUAAUCAAAGAUACUCAAUCGCAAAUGUUCGUGGAUUUCCCUGGUCAUGACUCUUUCGAGACCGUCGUGCAGACUCUCACCCGAGGCAAUCCCGACAAGGCUCAAGGAAUGUUCCACAUUGAGGAGUUUUUCUUGAAUGGUUAUCAAGAUCUCUUCGACUUUGUCACCGACUUCCAGCAGACGCGCAGCGGCAAGCCAACCAAGUCUAUGUUGAAAAGCCUUCAGCAUUGGAAUCCCAACUUGAACCUUGCAAAAGCCAGCCGACAAGAGCGCAUGAAGUGGCGCCGAACAUACACAAUUAAUUGGCUGUAUGAUUUGGUGAACGUUUUCUCCGGAGUUGUGGUUCAGCGUCGAACAAACCAAAAGCAGACAAUCCUCCUCGAGCGCGUUGACUGGCCACGAAACGGGCCAUGGAUCAAGCACCGAGUCUUAUUUGGAAUCAACGACUUUGCUGGUGACAUUACACAUCUGGCAAUGCAAAAGGCAGGAACAGAUAUCCGAGCAAAGAUCCUACCGCACCAUGUCUUCCAGCUACAGUGCAUGGUAGACUCUAUGACUGUCUCGUGGAUGGUCAAUUGGUGUCCUUGUUGGACAUGCAAUAACAAUUCCUGCACCCGGUUUCAGACCCCGACGCGACGUCGAUAUCUUCAUGGACCGUGA